Molecule: messenger RNA, 552 nt
Organism: Paramecium pentaurelia
Lineage: Eukaryota; Ciliophora; Oligohymenophorea; Peniculida; Parameciidae
Source: the annotation of a GenBank genome assembly
AUGGAUUUUAAAACUCGAUUCUAAGGCAGAACUACUACUAUGGAUAAAAAUGGUGUCAUAGGAAUUAUAUCAAAAACUUCAUAACCAAUUAAUAAGUAUAAUGAAUAAUAAAUUAUCACAACCAACAUGAAUAUUAAUUAAAAUCCUCCAUCAUAUUAUUUUCAGAAGUUCCAAAGAAAUGCUUAAUAGGUAUUAUAAUCAGAGACAGAUAUUGAUUUAACACCUUCCACCAGAUCUGAAUAUCCAUCUUAUAAAUUUAGAUAAGACUUAUAAAAAUUGAAUUUGGAUGAGUAUGAAAUUGUUGCAAUUCCAAAAAAACCUUUAGAAGGUGAAAAACAUUUAAUGACUCAUUCUUUUGUGCCAAUAAUAAAUAAGGGAAUUAAUAACAGGGCAAGUUCACAAAUAAAUCAAGGUUAAGAAUUGAUCAAAACUUAAAACUAUUCAAGAUAUUUGAAGAACGUUAAUCCAAAUUAGAAUGCAAAUACUUUUAUAUAGGCUGGUUAUGGAGCACUUAAACAAAAAUAGUUAUAUUUAUAGAAUCUAAAAAAAUGA